Molecule: messenger RNA, 2924 nt
Organism: Sycon ciliatum
Lineage: Eukaryota; Metazoa; Porifera; Calcarea; Leucosolenida; Sycettidae
Product: E3 ubiquitin-protein ligase TRIM71-like
Exons: 1
Coding region: 211-2091 (626 amino acids)
Molecular function (GO): zinc ion binding; ubiquitin protein ligase activity
Source: RefSeq, a predicted model, not a curated record
GGGUUUGCAAGCUUGGAGAAGAGACCCAAGAUCUAUUCUUUUGCAGUAACCACGCACGAUUCUCAGUACGAGUAGUGCCCUGUCGCAGAAAGAACUAGUGUACCAAAUAUUCUGCAGGUAACAGCCUCUUCCGGUCUUCUACUACGAUAGUACCAGGAUAAACAGAGAAAAAUAAUAAUACCUUCGUCUUGAAAGUGGCAUCUUGAAACUAUGUCGCCGGUAGUACGAUUAGACUGCGUGUCCUGCCGAGACGGCGAAAAGCCCUGCAAACUUCUCAGGUGCCUGCAUUCGCUGUGCAUGGGUAAGUGCUUGGAGGCGCACACCGGGGACGACAACACGGUUGAGUGUCCACUGUGUGGCAAGGUCACAUCAACGCCACCGGGAGCCAUCCUGGCAGACUACCUACCGAACAGCCGUGAGUUUGCUAAGAACGAAGACACGCCGGCCAACGCCACGCUGAGCGAAAAGGGACACGCUUGCGAGAGCUGCGUGGAGGAGACAAGCGCGAGUGCGUUCUGCAAAGACUGCCGCAAGAGAUUCUGCAGUCUACACGCGCAGGUACAUCCCAACUCUCAUGGCUCGUACGGGCACGAUGUGGUUCCGUUGCUCGAGGACGGGACGCUUGGUGAGAAGGAGAUGGCCGACUCUGGCCCUAGAUGCUCCAUGCAUCCUUCUUCAAGGCAGUCCUAUUACUGUCUGGCCUGCAGAAUGAUCCUGUGCGAGAAGGGCCUAGCAUCCAAGCGACAUGCCGCACAUCGCGAUGAGUUGCAGCCGCUCUCGCAAGCUGCAUCCACGAUCAGGAAGUCCAUCAUCCCCAACAUGUUGGCGAGCUUCUCUGACGACAGCCGCAUAGCUAAAACGCUAACCGAAACGGACGAUAAACUUUCGACCCUGCAUGCCAAUAACAUACAGGUGACGUCCGAAAUUACUGGUUUUUUUGCAGGUCUGAAAACCCUAGUGGAGAAACGUGAGCGUGAGCUGCUGGGAAAACUAGACGGGUUGCAGACUGAGUACCGGCAGGCAUUGCAAGAACACAAACAGCAGCUCGUAGCCAGUCAGGAAGCAGGCCAAGAAGUGAUCAGGCUUGCCUCAGCCUGUAACAAUAACAUUGAGUUUGUCAAGGCAUGGGCUUGGCUGGAGGAAGCAGGCAAUGACCUCAUGGCGGCCGCGGAGAGGAUAGCAGAUCCGCUUGCUCCCGGAAUGGUGUUCUUCAGGCCCGACCUGAAGGAUGACUGCGAGGAGGUGAUUCCCGACGCAGGGUUUGUCAGCAAAACCGACGUGAUGAGUGUGCGUGAUACUAGCAUGAGUGCACCGGACUGUGUGCUGAAAGGAGAGCCUCUUUUCAUCACGGUCAUUCCCAGGAAUGAGUUUGGCGGCAAUGUAGUUGCCUCAAGUGACCACAUGGCUGCUGUGAACAUCGCAGUAGACGCACCAGCCAUGGGUGUUACGGAGUGCUCAUUGACCAGCUUUAGAAGCAAGCGCAGGUGCGGGAGCACCAUAGUCGGCCGCUUUGAGACGAUGACGGCGGAGGGUCAGCUCACCGUCUCGACCACGCUUGGCAACCGUCACGUUGCCGGCAGCCCUGCCAUCGUCACCAUCGCGCAGCAGGCCGUGUUCGAUCACCAGCGCUGCGAUCCCGGUCUGGUCGUGUCCAACUACAACCGGACGAUCACACACAGUGACCCCAGCGGAGGUACGCGGUGUGCCAGCGGCAUGCUGAAAUGGCGUGCGGGCCGUCACGAUGUGGACAUUCGCAUUGAUCGCUUGACCAAGGGCAGCGUCCAUCACUUGUUCUCUGUGUGCAACAACCAUGAAGACCCGACCGGGGAUUUUCAAACCGAUGGUAUCUACGGUUGGUACGGUAACAGCAGGGACAUGAUCAGUGAAAGUACGGGCACGGCUCUAGGACAGCCGUGGCGUGUCGGUGACAUUAUCCACCUGUCUGUUGACUGUGACAAGCAUACGCUGUAUGGCCGUCACGUGCGGACCGGGGCUGAACAGACGCUGACCGAUGUCCGUGGAGAUCUGUGCCUGUUCGUCUCGCUCAGCUGUUACAAAGACCAAGUCACUAUCCUGGACCUCAUCGUGUAGAGCGGGUACUCGUAACAAUUCACCCUUCUAGAGCUCAUCGUGUUGAGCUUGUACCGGUCAGUGUCCUCCUCUCGUGUCUCACCAUUGUUUGUACAUUCCCUGGCUCUUCCACAAUACAUCCAUUUUACGGCAGGAACUUCAAUUUCCAUGAUAUGUGUCCACUCGGCAGUUGUCUGGGGUGCUGUAAAUUCUACGGUACUGCUAUCGACUAUUCAAGGCGCGUGACGCUCCUUUCAGUGGGCUACAUGUCAUUGGCCUACACGAUGGCCAGAAACUCAUAGUUCCUUUUGAUUGGAAUUACACUAGCUGUGGACAGUGCAAGGCGUGGGACUUUGUUAUCCAUCUGAUUAGCAGAUGUCCCAUGUGGUUCCUAACGUUGUUCUACUUCAGUACCUGUAAGGCGUAUGACUGCGUAAAACUCCCCAGUUCUACCUGCUAAGUGUUGUGUGCGUGUGUGUGUACUUCAAGGUUUGCUGAUACAUUCUCUGAUGCAUGUUUAGUAUUCGUGUAAAUGCAUAAUUAUGAGUGUGAUCGAAUGCUUGCAUGUCUGUCAUGUUCCCAUAGCUUAGAGAUACGUGUGCGUGCGUGUGUGCAUGGGUAUAUGUACAUGUGUGCAGAUAAUGCAUGUGUGUGUGUGUGUGCGCGCGUGAGCGCGCGUGCGUUUGCAUGUGUGCAUGGGUAUGUGUGCAUGUGUGCACGUCUGUGUGCAUGUAUGUGUGUGCGCGUGCGUGCGCGCACGUGUGUGUGUGUGUGUGUGUACCUUUCGCCAUUACCUGUUAAACUGUUUCAUUCAAAUCGUGUCCAUUUUUUUGCCGUUUAUAUAAAGAGAAAAU